Messenger RNA from Monopterus albus (swamp eel), 6800 nucleotides. It is a transcript of the gene nfasca, whose product is annotated as neurofascin homolog (chicken) a. The record is from RefSeq and is a predicted model, not a curated record. Lineage: Eukaryota; Metazoa; Chordata; Actinopteri; Synbranchiformes; Synbranchidae. Gene Ontology annotation, cellular component: plasma membrane; axon. Gene Ontology annotation, molecular function: cell-cell adhesion mediator activity. The transcript has 26 exons. Gene Ontology annotation, biological process: brain development; cell-cell adhesion; axon guidance. The coding region runs from base 105 to 3488 and encodes 1127 amino acids.
UUCUGGCCCAAGAUGCUCACUCAGACUACAGCUGCUAUGCUCGCUUCACACACACCAUCCAGCAGAGGAACCCCUUCAUACUCAAAGUUCAGAAAGUUCAGACCAUGGAGCCGUAUAAUGAGACAUCUUACAAUGCCACUGGUGGCCAUAAACUAGCCAAGUCUACACCAACCUUCCUUUCACCAUCAGGGAGUGAGACCUCCAAAAUGGUGCUAAGAGAUGAGGAGCUCCAGCUGGAGUGUAUUGCUGCUGGACUCCCGACACCUACCAUCAAGUGGUUUAAGAAGGGUGGGGACCUGCCAGGAGGGAAAGUGAAGUUUGAGAAGUACAAUAAGACCAUGAAAAUUAUCAGUGUGUCAGAGGAAGAUGCUGGGGAGUAUGUAUGCAUGGCCAACAAUCAGUUAGGCAGCAUUCGUCACUCCAUCUUUGUUCAGGUCAAAGCGGCUCCUUAUUGGCUGGACAAACCCACAGACCUGGUGCUAGCCCCGGAUGAGAAUGGACGACUGGUGUGUCGUGCCAAUGGCAACCCUAAACCUAACAUCCAUUGGCUGAUCAACGGACAGCCUAUAGACAGAGCUCCAGUCAACCCAAGCAGACAGUUGCUGGGUGACACCAUCAUCUUCCGCUCGGUGCAGAUGGGAAGCAGCGCUGUCUACCAGUGCAACGCUUCCAACCAGCAUGGCUAUCUGUUGGCCAAUGCCUUUGUCAGUGUUCUCGACAUGCGUCCAAGGAUGCUGGGCCCUAAAAACCAGCUUAUUAAAGUCAUUGAGAACAACCGCACCUUCCUGGAUUGUCCCUUCUUUGGUUCCCCUCUGCCAGAGCUACGCUGGUUUAAGAAUGGACAGGGCAGUGGGUUGGACGGUGGUCAGUAUCGUGUUUACAUCAAUGGCACCCUGGAGAUAAAACGGGCCAGAGCAGAGGAUGAGGGCACCUACACCUGUGUGGCCAGCAGUAUCCUGGGAACAGCUGAGAACCAGGUGCGCCUGGAAGUCAAAGAGCCAACUCGUAUAGUUCGAGCCCCUGAGCACCAGUCAGCCAUCAGGGGCUCCAUGUCUCGCUUUGACUGCAAGGUGAAGUCUGAUCCCAGCCUGCCUAUCACUGUAAUCUGGACAAAGGACGACAAGCCUCUCUACCUGGGAUGGAGGCUGAAGAAGGACGAUGAGUCACUGACCAUCCCCAGCGUGAAUGAAGGAGAUGACGGAACAUACACCUGCACUGCUAAAUCUGAGAUCGACCAGGACUCAGCCUCAGCACGUCUCACUGUUUUAGAGGAAGCAUCCCUCCACCCUUCACUCUCUAGUGCCUUGCCUUCAGACACUCCAGACCCACCCAUGGAUUUGGAUCUAUCAGACCCAACAGCCCGUAGUGUUCGCCUCACUUGGAUUCCCGGAAAUGACCACAGAAGCCCAGUCACAGAGUUCUUGGUCCAGUUUGAGGAGGAUCACUGGGAGCCAGGCAGGUGGCGGAACCUGUCCACUUACCCUGGCCACCUUAACUCUGUCAUCCUGCAGCUUGCCCCCUUUGUCAACUACCAGUUUAGGGUCAUCGCCAUUAACUCAGUGGGCCAGAGUCAGCCCAGCCGCCCCUCACCGCGAUAUAAGACCAGUGGAGCUGCUCCAGAUGCCAUUCCUAGAGGUCUGCGAGGAUGGGGCUCCAAGAAGGACAAUAUGGAGAUCACUUGGGAACCUCUACUUAAUUUGGCAAGAAAUGGCCCAAACCUACAGUACAUUGUGUGGUGGAGACAGAAGGAUAUGGGGGAAGACUGGAGUAACGUGACCACGGAGGGGUCCAAACAUGUCAUCCACAACACAGAAACCUAUGUGCCUUACGAGAUCAAAAUCCAGGCCAGGAAUGAAUUUGGACCAGGACCUGAGUCUAAUGUGGUCAUUGGAUAUUCCGGAGAGGAUGAGCCCACUGCUGAGCCCACUGACUUGCGGGUGUCAAAGGUUGACAGCAGUAAAGUGAACAUCCACUGGAAGCCUGUGGAUCCAAACUCUGUUUUAGGAGAGUUCAAGGAGUACAGGUUGUACUACUGGCGUGAGUCCAGUUUGGUCCCAAAUCUAGUAGUAAGCAAAGAGAAGAAGAUCAAAGGUUUCUACAGCACCAUGCCUGAGCCAUCUGGCAUCCUCAGCGGCCUGGUGCCCUUCUCUAAAUACAAGAUGUUUAUGGUUGUGGCCAACAGUCGCUUUGAAGGUCCACCAAGCAACACAGUGGAAUUCACCACCAAGGAGGGAGUUCCUGAUGCACCAGGGUUCUUCAGUAUCAACCGGAGGAGUUUGGACACCAUCUACUUGGAAUGGGACAAACCUCUGGAGCCAAAUGGCAUUCUGAUUGGAUACCAGCUCAAAUAUCAAACAGUCAAUGGCUCCAGGGAGGGUCCACUCCAGAUACAGACUUUUCUUCCUAAUGUGACAGACUUCACUUUCCAACUGCCAGACCGAUCUAGCCGCUACAAGUUCUACCUGUCAGCACUCACAGAGGUGGGAGCAGGGGAGGUCUGUGCUGAGGAGUCCCCACACUUCGCCAACGAGGAAAACUUUACUGAUGCAACAGGUCUAGUUGAGCUUACCAACACCUCUGUGGCUUCAGCUCUCACUCCUACUCCUCCACCUCUUGCACCUCUUCCUCCUACUACCAUCGCUCCUACAACCAUUAGUACCUCAACUACUACCACUCCUACAACUACAACUUCUGCUACUUCUACUACCACCACCACAACCAAGGCGACCACUAUCACCACCUCUCCUGUGCUGGUCACCACCAAACAUACAGAUCAGAAAGUGUUGGUGGCCCCUGGGCGAGAGAUCUGGAAUCUGACGGUGGAGCCUAACAGUAACUACGCUAACGUCAGCUGGAGACACAACUUCCCGGCCGGCAGCAGCGAGUUUGUGCUAGAGUUCACACUGGACAGUAACAAGACGAUGAAAGUUGUACCAGUGAAACAACAACCCCCCAUUACAGUGACGGAUCUGAUCGUAGGUGCCAAGUACCGUCUGAGGGUUUACUCCCAUGAGCUCAACAGCAUCAGCAGCAAAUAUGUCACCUUUAAGAUCAAACCAGCCUACAUAGACCAGGUAGACAUAGCCACUCAGGGCUGGUUCAUCGGCUUGAUGUGUGCUAUUGCCCUGAUCAUACUGAUCGUCCUCAUCGUCUGCUUCAUCAAGAGGAGUCGUGGGGGCAAAUAUCCAGUGCGUGACAAAAAAGAUCUUCCCUUAGACGCAGUGGACCAUAAAGACCAAGAUGGAUCCUUUGAUUACCACAGUGAUGAGGACAAUAAACCUCUACAGGGCAGCCAGACUUCACUGGAUGGCAAUGUUAAGGAAAGCGACGACAGUCUGGUCGACUAUGGAGAAGGUGGUGAUGGCCAAUUCAACGAGGAUGGUUCUUUCAUUGGCCAGUACACAGUCAAGAAGGACAAGGAUGAGACAGAGGGCAAUGAGAGCUCAGAGGCCACCUCACCCGUCAAUGCCAUUUACUCACUGGCAUAGCCCUGUAGCAACAUGCAAGGGACUCAGCAGAACCUUCUGCUUUGAUGGCAUUAUGACAAACCACAGCAGCACACACCAGACACACACAAACACACACACACACAUAUUAAUAUAUUUACACCAUAUACAAAAUACAUAAAACACUGAAGAAAAGCAGCAGGGCCUGUCUGGAGACUGUAGACAUUCCUCUGCAGAUAAAAUGGAGGAUCAUGGGAGCAGAAUUAGACCGCAAGCCUUUACUUUAUGUUUGCAGCUCUAAGAAUAUGGCCCAUGGAGGUGGCAUUUCAACACAGCUUUUUUACCUCUGCGCUCUCCCUUCCCUUUACCACGCAGACUUGAAAGUGUGCCUUUGGGGCAGUUUACAGCAUUUGGAGGCACCAACAAGCGUUCUUUAGAGGUUUUUCUUUUGUUCAUUUUUGCUCCAAACAUUUUCAGUGUCCCUGCUCUCCUUCCUGAUAUGCCCCUCAUACUUUUCUGUAGCAUCUCAUUAAAGUUCACACAUACACACUUUCCCCAUCCGGUAACAUAUCAGCUUCUAACCAUCAGUUUCAACAAGAUGCUGGCAGAUAUGUUUAUCAUAUUGAUAUUACACAAUGAAAGGUUUUAGUUUUUCCACAGCUGGUAGACGAGUCAUUGAAUCUUAAUGAAUGCUGUAUACAGUCCUGGCACACAUUUUAGUGUCCCACAAAACUAUGCAUUAUCACCUCCUCCAUACCAUUUUUUUUUUGUUUUUUUGUUUCAUCUGGUUAGUAAAAGUGCACAUUUUGAGUUCCUACUUUACCACUCAUAGGCUAAACUCUUGUACCUUUAUUAACUUUGCCUUGUACAGUGUGGUACUUCUAAUCCAAAGUUGUAGUGCAGAUCUUCAAAAUGGCUGCCAUGAGAAAAGUCAUUUCUGCCAAUAGCAGCAAGCUCUGCUCAUGGAUGUAUUAUGUGAGCUGGAUAUGGCAGCGCCACAGCUGUUCAGCCAAUUUUCCCAGUGGCCACAUGUGGUACUGCAACCAACAGUCCCCCUGCAGCAGAAAAGUCAUUUUCUAAACCACACUGAUAAAAAAAAGAUGUCUGUAUAAAAAGGAAACCUCAACCUGCAUAGCAGGUCAGGUAUCACUCUUUGUAUUAUGAAUUUUUAAUUCAUGGAGGUUUUAUAUUUUUAAAACUUUCCCAGAGCCUAGAAAACUUUUAUUUUUUUGAUGUCAUCCCAAUGUAAAGUCUACAAACCAAGUUGGAGUGCAUGGGCAGGGGCAGUGGGGGAACACUAAUGUACAUGUGCAGUGGACCCUACAAUAUGGGAGCAAACCCAGAAUAAAAAAAAAAAUGGCAUACGAUCCAAGCGAGCAAUUUUCAGUGGGAAGAAUGGGCAUCUUCCUGGAAUUUAAUAUCCGGCUCUCAAAAUACAUCCUUGGCUACACUACAUUAAGUUGUUAAUGAAUCCAAUUUUUUUAAAAAGAAUAAAUAUUAUUUUGGAGCAUGGUAGUAUUUGGGGCAGCAAAGGGGGAAGUUAUUUUUGCUUGAGAAACACCACAACCCAGUGAAUUCCAUAGUUAGCAUGCAGGUUAAUGCUGAAUUCUUUGCCCUAUGGGUUAGAUAAAAUGUGGACAUCUUUACUCCUUUGGAGGUAUAAAGCUUCCAUUAUUUAGUUUAUUUGUGCAGAUGUUAUCUGUAAGCUCGCUAAUACUGUACACCCUAGCUUCCAAUUGUUUUUAUUUUUCUCCAUUACCCUCUCCUAUGUAACGUUUUUGCUCAAUUUAUGAAUUUGUGUCAGUGACAAUGCUUCAAAAAUGCUUUUUAGUCUGAACUUGCCUUUACAGGGGGAACUACAUCUCUUCACUUCCCUCCAGUUUUUUGAUAAACUCAGUCAAUUUAUUGUUACAAAAGAAAAAAGACCACAUUAGAGCAAUAUACUGUAGAAUACUUUAAAAUAACAAGAUUUACAGCAUGAAAGUAUAUACAUUAAAUUCAUAGCCAUGCACAUGAAAUAUGUCAGCUUAAUUUUUAGUUUUUGCAGAGAAAGAAAAGAAGGAAAAUUAAAUUUGAAUACUCAGUAUUUCACUUUUGUCAUAUAGUCAUUCUCUUAGCUGACAAAUGGACUGACAGUCAAAGAAUUUUUUUUAAUUUUUAUUUUUUAUUACAUAUACUACAUGUUCACUGAGUGACCACUGGUUUCACCACAUAGUUUCAGCACUCAUACCAUACUUACCUGCUACUUAACAGCACUGGAGUAAAGCUUCCAAUUCUUAUUCACCGCAGUUAGUGACAGGGGUUCACAUUGUAUUUCAAAUAUUUAUUUUAUUAUUCUAUUUAUUACAUAAUGUCAAUAGUAUUAAUAUAUUAGUUCUUAAUUUAAUAAGUGUUAUAUACACCUUUUUGACCACCAUAUUUUGUUGUUUCACACCAGAAAUAUCCAAAAUAGAGAUGUCUCCACAAACUGUUAAUGUUCAUUGUGAAAGGUGUUAAACACAGCAGUAAGAUAUUUUUGUAGCAGUUGGUUUUUCUGCAGUAAACAAAACAGCAAAGAGAAAAUCCCUGUCACCAUACCUGACAAAUGUUAUAUUUAUCUACCCAUUGUGCUGCUCUUCUCGUACUCAUGUUGUAUUAUUGUUACUCUGUGUUGUUCUUCAAAUUUACAUAUGUAACAUAACAUUUCAAUUACAAAAGACUGUUGUUGCUUAUUAUUUAUUUGACAUAUAUUCUGUACAUGUAGGUCCUGAAACAAAAUCUCUUGUCUUUGUAAAUAUUUAGCUAGUUGACCCCCCACCCCCGAAAAGGAAACAAAGAGUCGCAAUCUGUGUCCACCAAGCAAAUGUGAAAGGUGCAUAUUUAGUUUGGCAUGCACCUUUGUAAUGUAGAUUUGAUGAAAAUUUGCACUCAAAAUGCAAAUGUGUCAAUAAUCCUUCAGUCUAUGUUGCCCUUUGCUUUGACGUUGCAAUAUAUUGUACUGGCUGUGGCAAAUUUAUCAGUUACUUUUUUGAUGAUGGUUUGGAUUGUGAAGGAGGAAUGCAUUAGGCUUUCUAUCAUGUAAAUAAGUGUGCUCCUGCAGUUGUUGUGUUUGUCACACACAGCCUGCUUGUGCCUAAGAAAUGUAUUUGCUGAGGUGUUAACUCCCCUGUUUCAAUUCUUUCUGAGACUGCAUUUACUCCUUCCUCCCAUAAUGCCUUUCACUUAACCUGUCUAUUGCUGCAUAGCUGUGUCCCAUUUCAGGGGUCACCUCAGAAGACUAAAGACUGAGCCUGCUCUUCCACAAAUGAGUGUCAAGUUUCUCUCUCUCUCUCUCUCUCUCACACACACACACACACACACACACACACAUACAAA